Molecule: messenger RNA, 5987 nt
Organism: Anguilla anguilla (European eel)
Lineage: Eukaryota; Metazoa; Chordata; Actinopteri; Anguilliformes; Anguillidae
Product: FERM domain-containing protein 7-like
Exons: 13
Coding region: 3169-5304 (711 amino acids)
Cellular component (GO): cytoskeleton
Molecular function (GO): cytoskeletal protein binding; guanyl-nucleotide exchange factor activity
Source: RefSeq, a predicted model, not a curated record
ACCGAUUCAUAUUUCAAAUGCUUCUCUUUUACUGUGAUCUCUCUGCCAUAGCUUAUUACAAUUACAAAUGACUGAGCUGCUCAAGGUUGCUGUAUACUAAAUAUAUAAACAAGGUUUAUUUAGUUUACUUGUAUUCAUGAAAGUGUAACUCUUAAUUUAGUGACGUUUAAAGAUAGGCUACUGUAAGAAAAAUGGGAAAAUAAAAUCGCAUAUCUCUUGUCUCUAGACUUCUGAUAAAUGAUAGAAAGCCCCUCUUGUGACAUGACUUCUAAGCAGUUGCCUGUUUUUUCCAGGAAAAAAUGCGCACACAGGAAAAAAAGUUACGCGCUAAUGAUGCACCCUGAAUGGACUGUGGAAAACAUUUUCUCCGACAGGUGCAAACCAUUUUCCAUGCGGAAAAUCCAACUAACCUAAUGAUAUGUGAUGGAACAGCAGCUGCAGCACAGGCCGAGGUGCCGUUUAACAUUUGAGAGGUAUUCCCACUUUCAAAAAACCGGCCAUUCACUUGGGACGAAUGGGAGGACUGAAAAGGGGCUCCGGCGAAGACAAAGACAGCGGAGACGGCAAGAAGAGACGGGUUAGUUUGAGAGCUGGGUGGAACAUAUGGUUCGGUCUUCAAACAGUGCUAUGAGCUCAGUCUCUUUGUCUUUCUCUAAUUUAAUCACGGUACUGGUGAGGCCGUUUACUGGAGAAAUGGCGAUGAGUUCCCCUUAAACACAUGGCUCAGUUAUUAGUAUCUUGUCAAAAUGGCCUGCUUUAUCCGAACAUCGUGCAUCUUUCUGGCAGCACGAGACAGACUUGCCUGUGGGUUUACACGCUGCAUUUCUAUGAGCACUGUAGACGGCAGGCUGGCCUUUCCCGCGCCCUGCAGACCGCGCUAACGCACAGUACCACAGAUCAGCUGUAAUGGCUCUGCGGCCCCAGUCACCCACCAGAUGGCUGACAAUCCCUGCAGACACUGUACACCAAACGGCAAAUCUCCAGCAGUAGUGUGAUGGAAUCCCAUCAGGCGCGUGCCUAAAUCGGCCGUCAGUCGUUUAUUUCCACCAUUGCGUUGUGUUGUGUCUUGGAGUUUUUGUUCUUUAUUUCUUGGUGAGUGACCCUAUUUCUCAAUUGUAUCAUUGGGAAUCAAUUUUCUGCAUGGCAAGUCCUGACAUUAUAACGCAAAGGGUAAAUACUGCUACCGGCAAGACAGCGAUCAGACAGACGUGCGUGUCUCCGUGGGGGGCGGUUAGGAAGACCACAGAGAAUUCGGUCUUGGUUAUUGAAUAUUUGCAUUUUUUUCACAGAUUCCCUUGACUGCUUGUCCCGCGUCUGCGCGCUCGCGAUGACCCCACGGGUGUGCAAACGCUGCAUACAGGUAUAGGCGAUGCUUGCUACUUGCGGCAAGCGCAAGCACUGCUGCGCUCAGCAUGCUUUUGCGGACGGUAUCGCUCUUGGAAACCGUCCUCGACCUUGCUCUUCAAGACUCACUUCCCUUACAAAAGGACUACUCCACGUGCUGUUAAAAAAGAAUCGUUUUGCGACAUGCUUGGCCACACAGAGCCAGGAUUUAUGAUUUACACGUCGACAUUCGUCUUUAAAACGUAUCCGUACCGAAUUGCCAAGAGCACAUAAAUGCCACUCAUUUGAUACGUGGAGAAAUACAGUGAAAGAAUGCACCCCAUUUCAAAUAUAUAAUAUAAAGUUAAAAACUUAAGUUGAAAAAUUGUCAUAACGCUAUAAUUACCAGUACAAUUGCCAUUUUACCAGGCAACUGCCACUUACGAUUGGCUUAUGCAGGUGCGCCCAACCCUUACAGAACUCUUGAUGCGCGCGCGUACACUUGAGGAGCAUACAAAAGUUUCCUGUUCCGUGGCGCAGUGCUCACCUAUAGUACCCCUUGUCGCCGUCAUUUAAUACGCAUAAAGCGCCAUCUUGUGGUAUUAUUAAAUAGUUGCAUUCCUCGCUAGUAUUGCAAGCACAUGUAUAGUGUAUUUGCAUAAAAAUCUUAACUUUAAAUAUGCGUUAUAAACAUUCUAAACUGCAGAAUUAGAUUUGGUCUGGAAUGUCAAACGUAAUGGCAUGUCUUAUUUCUUUGAAACAGUCUCAGCUGAGUUCUGUAAUAGUGUUAGCAAAAGUAUUUGGCUGCUCCCUACAUGUUCAAAAUAUUUUGUUGACCACUCAGUAGCAUUUACUUUUGUUUACAAGUCUAAUUGUUAGCUAACUACAUGUAUGAUUGAUAAAUUGGCCUUCUGCACCAUCCUGGUGAUGCUGCACUUUGGUAUUCCUUUGCUUUCCAUUCAGAAGAUCACUUUUCUAAAUGGAGAAGGAUCCCUUGUCCUUAUAGACUUCAGUAUACAAAUUAGGCUCACACAGACAUGAGUCAGAGGAAGACUCAACUGGUGGACUUGCAGGAAUCCGACUGGUCAGUGGAUGGACGUGCGAACUGAAACCAGCCUAUCCCUAGGUGCUAUCUAGGUGAUGGAUGCUAGAGUCCAGGGGACCUGUUCAGACCACACUCAGCACUGGAAGAGUCCAGGCUCCAUACCAUGGGGACGAUGCAGGCACUGGAACCAUUUGAACAGUCUAGCUACAACAAGGAUGAUAAAUUCCUAUGGAUGAGUGUCUGCUAAGUGAGUGCAAUGUAAUAUAGUGUAAUGUAAGUGAUGUAUUCAUGUAAUCUGACUUUUUUGUUUACAUAGCAAUUAGUUCGGUCCUUUAGCAGACUAAGCUAGUUGACGCUGCAAACAGUAUAAAACCAUGUUAUCAUUUACCAUGUUUUAUUCUGUUUUUUUUCUUUUGUAAAUUUAAUUUAUUUGUAUGAUUAUAUAAUCACUGUUCAAUUAAAUAAUUCCUAAUGUCUUCAUUUAAAUCGUGCCUAAUUUCGAAGGCCUAGUUCUGCAGGCCGGUAUUUAUCCACACGUUGCUUCAUAUUUAACAUCCAAAUUUGCCAAAACAGCAGUACCCAUUCAAAUGGCAUGUAAAGGUUCUCUAGGCAUUCCCCAACGAGGGGCCACAGCACAGUCAGGUGGCUGUGGCGUCGCCUCUGUAGCCCCAGGCGACAUCGUCCCCUACGCGAAGCAAGCAUCACAGGACUGAACACCCUAAUGGAAUUAUCUCCGGUAAUGCUGGGACUAUGACAUCCGAAAACGAAAGAAAUUCAGGGGCGAAGAAUAGGAGGUGACCAUGGAGGAUAGCCGCGGGAGUCUCCAUUUCUUAAAAACUUCACAGAAAAGAGCCAGCGCACGCAAUGUCUCCAAGGAGGGUAGCCUGCAGGUGCGCGUGAUCUUCCUGGACGAUUCUGAGCAUGUGUUCGAAGUCGAGCCAAGGAUUAUGGGAAAUGACUUUUAUAACAGAGUGUGUGGACACCUGAAGCUCCUGGAGAAGGAAUACUUUGGGUUGGAGUUCCGUCACCACAGCGGUGGCUACGUGUGGGUGGAGCUCCUGAAACCACUGGCAAAACAGGUUAUAAGCACCGGUGACAUCACUUUCCGCUUCAUCGUCAAGUUCUUCCCCCCGGAUCCAGGGCGGCUGCAGAAAGAUUUGACCAGAUACCUGUUUGCAUUGCAGAUCAAACAGGAUCUAUCCAAUGGGAGCCUCACCUGUAAUGACAACAGCACUGCUUUGCUGGUCUCCUAUAUAUUACAGUCAGAGUUGGGCGACUAUGACGAGCAGCUGGACAUGCAGCACCUGGACAGCAAGAAAUACAUCCCCAAUCAGGAAUACCUGGACAAAAAGAUCAUGCGCCUUCACAAGAGGCACAGGGGCCGGACCCCAGCGGAGUCAGACGCGCUGCUGCUGGAGGUGGCACGCAAGCUGGACAUGUACGGGAUCCGCCUGCAGGCAGCAAGCGACGGCGAGGGCAUGAGGAUAAACCUGGCGGUCACGCACAUGGGCCUGCUGGUCUUCCAGGGUAACAGAAAAAUCAACACUUUCAGCUGGGCCAAAAUCCGGAAGCUGAGUUUCAAGAGGAAACACUUUUUGAUAAAACUUCACGAGAAGAUUGUGCCCUCUCGCAGGGACACGGUGGAGUUCACCAUGGCCAGCAGGGACGUGUGUAAGGCCUUCUGGAAGAUGUGUGUGGAGAACCACGCCUUCUUCCGCCGGUCAGAGGAGCCCAGGUCCCGCCACAAGUCCCUGCUCUGCAGCAAAGGCUCCUGCUUCAGAUACAGCGGCAGAACACAGAAACAGCUGCUGGACUGUGUGAGAGGGGCUGAGAAGAAGAACCUGCCCUUUGAAAGGAAGUACUGCAGGUCAUAUUAUGACACACGGCAGUGCAGGUCUUCCCCUGAUCUCCUCACUGACGUCUCCAAACAGGUGUACGAGCAGUCUCAGGUGUUCCCACACUCAGCCUUUGCUCCGGCCUGCAGCGACAAGGGGAGGGGCUUGGUGGCUCUUGGGGGAAAGCGCAGCCAAUCUGCUGUGGAGGUGGCCUUUACCAUGGAGCCUCAUGCCCAAGGCCCGCCCCUGGCCCCACCCAGCGCCUUUGCUCAGUCGCGGUCCUCCUCCUUCUCCAGCGCAGAGGCGGGGCCGGGGGCGGGGCCGGGGCUGAACCUGCCCUGGAUUGACAGCAGCCAGCUGGUGCUCCUGUACCCCAGCCCCGGUUUGGAGCUGCACCCCGCCCUCCGCUCUGCUGUGGCAGCCAUCCCGAUCUCCGCCCUCCCGCCCUCCGCCCAGGCAUACCUGACCCGCGGCGCCGCCGCUGCCGCCGCUGCCUCUCUGGGCCACGCCCCCCACCCCACCCACCGGCACGCCUUCCUCGAUGAUGUCAUCCGCUCAUCCAGCUUCUCCCACCCCUCGUCCCUGUCGCCCCAGCGACGGCGGGGGCGGGGCUGCGAGGCGGGCGUGAUGGGGGGCGGGCAUUGGCCCGGGGCCUCCGGCAGGGAGGAGGCCGGCCAUUUCAGCGACGACUCCAGCUACCAGGCGGGGCUGCCCAAGCGCUCCUGGAGUCAGACCGACAUCAAGCUGCUCCGCCCAUCCCCCGCCCACGCCGCGGAGUUCCGCCCGCUGGGCCACUACCCCCACCUGUCCAGGCGCCAUGCCCCCGUUCGCCCCUCCUACCUCCCCCUAAACUCCGCCCCCGUGCCCGAGCGGCCCGCCUCCCUCUGCGUCCUGGGCGCCGGGAGCGCCGCGGACUUCAGCUUCAGCGACUCGGACUCGGAGGUCAUCUACCCCUACUACUGCCCCUCCGGGGGCAAAGCGGGGCACGGAGCGUCCCUGGCCCGCAUGCGCAUCUCCUCCGGCAGCCUGCAGCUGGGCGAGGUGGAGGAGGAGGAGGACUGCACGGCCAUCAGCCCCUCUUCCUCUGCUCUGAAGUCCUGAGUCAGCCAUAGAGCUGGCACUGUCAAUGCAUCCACCUGCUGGGGGUACCCAAGCCAAUCACAACGCAGGACAGCUCUCUUUCAUCUCACGCAUGAACCAACGAUUUAAACUGCUGACAAAAAUGGGAGUAUUUGUGUGCAACUGGAAUGACGAGAGUUAUGCUUCAUUUAUUUCUGCAUUUUUAGCUUGGAAAUUUGAUGAUGCAUUUCAUCAAUAAAUUAUGUCUGUAUGAACAGAGAUCUGGAGUUCUAGAAGACUGAACUCUUCCCAGGGUGUUUCUGUGAGUUCCUGCAGUUUGAAAUAGAUUAUUUAACCAAUUAAUUCACACACACAUUAGCACACAAGAAAUAACCACAUAACCAAUCCCAUUCCAUAAACUCACAAUUUAAAUAUUUAUUCUUAAAACCCAAACCAAAAUUAGUUCAAAAACAGAUUUACAAGACUAGUGAUUCUACAGGACAUUAUAAACCUCUCUCUGCAGUACAACCAAAUACAAUUUUCUUUAGAAAACCCAGAUUAAGAAUAUUUACAAAAUCUUUUGUCUGCUUGUUGUACAGAAAAUAUAAAAAUAUAUCCAAACAUUAUUGCUUUCAAAAAUUCCAAACAAUCUGGCAACAGUUAUUACUCCUAUUUUUUUAAAGCAAUUUCCGAGACAAUGAGCAUUACAAUAAAAUAGAGAAGUU